This is a messenger RNA of Culicoides brevitarsis, 1633 nucleotides long. RefSeq names its product nose resistant to fluoxetine protein 6-like. The coding region runs from base 152 to 1633 and encodes 493 amino acids. NCBI's taxonomy places the organism in Eukaryota, Metazoa, Arthropoda, Insecta, Diptera, Ceratopogonidae. The record is from RefSeq and is a predicted model, not a curated record. The transcript is spliced from 6 exons. Gene Ontology annotation, molecular function: acyltransferase activity, transferring groups other than amino-acyl groups.
CGACGAAAAAAAAAACCCAAAAUGUUCCGCUUUGAAAGUAUCGAUUUCUAACUUUUUAAACAAAUUUAAAUUUUGACACAAGACAAUAAAAAUCAGCGAAUUUGCAUAAAAUUCGAAAAAACACAAAAAAGAGAAAAAAACAAUCAAAAAAAUGAAAGCCAAAAUGUGCAGAUUACUGCCAUUCGUAUUAUCUGUGAUUUUGUUUGCUUUAGCAAACGGUCAAGCUGUGACGUCACCCGCGACAAUAAAUUCUAAUGUCACCGUCGUCGAGGAGAGAGAUUUUACGGGAAUUCGUUUAAUUAAUGACAUGUUGGAUAUUUUUAAUAUGGCCUAUUUGGGAGCUCAAUGGUCCAGCGUUCAAGGAAAAUUGACGAAAAAAUGUGCCGCUGACAUGACAAAAUAUUUCAUGGGACUCGAGAAGCGGAAAUUGUGGGCUUUGAAGAUGAACGACGCUUCUGGCCAUUACCAAAACGGCUUCUUGUACGGCAACAACUACUGGACCGGCUCAUAUCGCCUUUGUGAGAGCAUCUACAUCGAAGAGGGAUCACAUGUCCGUGAUAAGCCACAAACUCGUCAAUCGGAGAUCACCUCAAUUAACGGAUAUACCGAACAAACUGCUGUCAAACAUGAAAAUCCACCAUUCAUGCCGUCGUUUUACAUUGUCAAAGUUCGCUUGAAUGACACAGAAAUUGCGCCAAAUCCCCGUGUGAUAUCCGUUGCUGCCUGCUUGCCAUUCGAAUGUACCCAAAAGGACAUUUCCACAAUUGCUAUGCACGCCGAAGUGGCCAGCGAAACUCGUGCCUUGGAAAUUCUCGAAGUGAAAAUCGGUCUCAAGGAGCCGUACGACUUCUGGAACGACUUUGUGUUCCAACUAGUCUUGGCAGCGACAAUUUUCGUUGCAUUCCUCGUGAUUUUGGGCACGUCGUACGACCUGUUUCUUGCACAACGUUAUGCCAAGAAGUGCAAGGCCACGUCAAACACGAACUCUGAGUCGUCGUCCGGCAAAUGCACUACGUAUGACCUCUCGAACGCCAGUCCAGACAAGAAGAACUCCGCUAUUGGGAUUUCCAUUCCAACAGGCGUGAAUAAUAACAACUCUGAUGAGCAUCUUGCCAUCGAGCAACUUAGUGACGCUGAAGACAAAAUGAAAUUUCUUGAAUUAGGUAUUUUUGAAGAGCUGAUUUUAUCAUUUUCCGUCAUCUCUAACUGGAGAACGAUCUCCGACAAGAGUGUUGGUGGCGAUACCAUUUCCUGCAUUCACGGUAUGCGAGCUUUGUCGAUGUUGUGGAUUAUUUUAGGUCACACUUGCAUCAUUCUCGCCAAAUAUGCGGACAACAUGGAUUACCGUCGUUAUGUCGAAACAAUUUUCGCUUUCCAGUUCAUCGCUAACGGCGCCUACAGUGUCGAUACCUUCUUCUUCAUCAGUGGUUUCCUCGUUUCAUUCAUUUAUUUCCGUUCAAAUGCCAAAGGAAAGUUGGAAAAGCUCUCAAAGGGCUUAAAUGAAUUUUCUGCCGGCACAUUGCACUUCUUCGGACUUCUUGCCUAUCGUUUUGUUCGCUUGACCGUGCCUUAUUUGUACAUGUUGGGCGUUGUUGCUGUCGUUAUGCGUUACUUGCAACACGAUCGCCUUUGA